Molecule: messenger RNA, 2892 nt
Organism: Pygoscelis adeliae (Adelie penguin)
Lineage: Eukaryota; Metazoa; Chordata; Aves; Sphenisciformes; Spheniscidae
Gene: TMEM132E
Product: transmembrane protein 132E
Exons: 9
Coding region: 1-2892 (963 amino acids)
Source: RefSeq, a predicted model, not a curated record
AUGCUGCCCGUGAGCUACCGUCUGUCCAAUACCCGCUUGGCUUUCUUUCUCAAGGAGGUGGGAGCCGGCCCGGUGGGCAAUGGCAGUGCCCCACUGCAGCGCGCCGAGCCCUUCGUUGUCUUCCAGACCAAGGAGCUGCCUGUCCUCAACGUCACCCUGGGGCCCUUCAGCACAGGGCUGGUGCUGCCCAAAGAGCAGCUGCAGCCCUCCAGCACCCUGGAGGUCCCUGACCGCCUCACCGUCAACUGGAAGGUGCGCGCCUUCAUCAUCCAGCCCCGGCUGGUGGCCAACCAGCCCGUGGUCCAAGUGCUCUUCUAUGUAGCCGGCCGGGAUUGGGAUGACUUUGACGUCACCGACCGGCUGCCCUGCGUGCGGCUCCACGCUUUCCGCGACGCCCGUGAGAUCAAGAGCUCGUGUCGCCUGCGGGGCAGCCUGGCCACGUGCCUGGUGCAGGCAGAGCUGCCCCACGCCUGGUUCGGCCCCCCAGCCGUGCCACUGGGCAGGCGAAAGAGCCCUGAGAGCCUGGAGGUGCCAGGUGAGAGCCAACAAGCCGAGCUGUACUACACCCUGCAUGCCCCCGAUGGGGCCGGCCAGGGCCUUGCGCAUCGGCGGGAUGCCAACGUCUUCAUACGCCGGCCCGACAAGCCCCUCAAGCCGGGCGAGGUGCUAAGCAUCCUCCUCUACCUGAUGUCCAACUCCACGGUGGAGCACUUCACACUCAGGGUGAAGGCCAAGAAAGGCGUCAACCUGCUCAGCACCAAGUCGAGGAGUGGGCAGUGGCUGGUUAACGCAGUGCUGCCGCCGGGUGGCAAACCCUCCACCGCUACCGUCGACGUGGCCAGGGCGGAUGGUGCCAGGCCCAGGGACGGGGAUUCCUCCUCUGAGAUCAUGCAGCUGGAUUUCGAGAUGGAGAACUUCACCAGCCAGUCGGUGACACGCCGCAUCAUGUGGCACAUCAACUACCGGGGCCGCAAUCCCCCGCCUGACCUGGAGAAGGUGGUGACGGAGCUGACAGUCAUCCAGAGGGACAUCCGGGCCAUCGUGCCCCUGGCCAUGGACACAGAAAUCAUCAACACGGCCAUCCUGACGGGGCGGACGGUGGCCAUUCCUGUGAAGGUCAUCGCCAUUGAGCUGAGUGGUGUCAUCGUGGAUGUCUCGGCUAUGGUUGAGUGCAAGUCCAACAAUGAAGACAUCAUCAAGGUCUCCAGCAGCUGCGACUACGUCUUUGUCAGCGGGAAGGAGUCGCGGGGCUCCAUGAGCGCCCGGGUCACCUUCACCUACGAGCACCUCUCUGCCCCGCUGGAGAUGACGGUGUGGGUGCCAAAACUGCCACUGCACAUCGAGCUCUCGGACGCCCGGCUGAGCCAAGUGAAGGGCUGGAGGGUGCCCAUCCUGCCGGACAGGAGGUCGGUGCGGGACAGCGAGCACGAGGAGGAUGAAGAGGAGCGGAAGCAGAGCCGGGGCUGUGCCCUGCAGUACCAGCACACCACGCUGCAGGUCUUCACCCAGUUCCACACCACAGCAGCGGAGGGCACGGGGCAGGUGGUCACCAUGCUGGGGCCCGACUGGCUGGUGGAGGUCACCGACCUGGUCAGCGACUUCAUGCGUGUGGAUGACCCGCGGGUGGCCCACAUGGUGGACAGCUUCACGCUGGCCGGGAGGGAGCCGGGCACCACACUCUUCAAGGUUGUGUCCCCUCUCAUGGAGGCAGUGCUGGGCGAGACACUGGUGACAGUGGCGGAGGAGAAGGCCAGCAUCACGGACCUGAAGGCCCAGGUGGUCUCCAGCCUCUCGCUGUCCCUCCACCCCAGCCCCGGCAACUGGCAUCGUGCUGGGCAACCGGUGCCUGUGUUGGUCCCGCAGGAAGCGCUCCUGAGCCUGUGGAUUUCCUACAGCGAUGGCACCACAGCCCCCCUCUCCCUCUAUGACCCCAAGGACUACAACCUGGUGGUGAGCAGCCUGGAUGAGAAGGUGGUCUCGGUGACCCAGGACCGGGCAUUCCCCUUGGUGGUGGCAGAGAGUGAGGGUGCAGGGGAGCUGCUGCGGGCCGAGCUGGUCAUCUGCGAGAGCUGCCAGAAGACCAAGCGCAAGAGUGUGCUCUUCACAGCCUUGGCCAGCGUGCGGGUCCACUUUGGGUCUGAGGAGGACCCGACCUACGACUACGACCACGUGUCCAGCAAGCCAGGGCUGGCAGAGACGGGGGCGAGCACCACCCUGCGGGCAGAGGUGGAGAGAAAAGCAGAGCCGAGUGAGGACAGUAGGAUGUCCAGUGCGUCUCACCCCACCGAGGACUUCCCCACCAUCCCCACCGGCUUUGUCCAAGUGACCAGGGGCCUGACGGACCUGGAGAUAGGCAUGUAUGCUCUCCUGGGCGUCUUCUGUCUGGCCAUCUUGGUCUUCCUCAUCAACUGCAUUGUCUUUGUGCUGAAAUACCGGCACAAACGCAUCCCACCUGAAGGCCAGACCAACAUGGACCAUUCCCACCACUGGGUCUUCUUGGGCAAUGGGCAGCCCUUGCGGGCUCACAAUGACCUCUCCCCCCAGCCCGAGAGCCCUGGGAACCCCCUGGAAAAUGUCCAGACCUGCUGCCAUGGGGACCACCACAGCAGUGGGAGCUCGCAGACCAGCGUGCAGAGCCAGGUCCAUGGUCGCGGGGAUGGUUCCUCGGGGGGCUCCACGCGGGACCAGAGCGAGGACCCACUCAACUCUCCCACCUCCAAACGGAAGCGGGUGAAGUUCACCACCUUUGCCACGCUGCCCUCUGAUGAGCUGGCCUACAACUCCAUCCCCAUCGCUGAUGAGGAGGACUUGGAGUGGGUCUGCCAGGACAUGGGGCUGCAAGACCCCGAAGAGCUUCACAACUACAUCCGCAGAAUCAAAGAGAUCGCUUAA